AUGCCCUGGCAGCCUCUUCCCCGGAUCGCCUUCGCCGUCGCGACCUAUCCAUUCGAAGCCGCGAGCCCGGCCGACCUCCCUCUCGAAAUUGGCGAUGAGCUUUACAUAAUCGAAGAGACGCCAGAUGGCAACUGGCUGCGCGGCUACCUGGUGGCGCCGCCGAGUCUGCUUGCCGGCCUGACUUCCGUCAAAGGACAGACGUUGGAAGCUCGCGUCUUCAGUGGCAUCUUCCCGAGAAGCUGUGUGGAAGUUCGAGAGCUGCUCGGCGAGUCGGAUGAGAGACACGAUGAAGACUCUGCCAGUGAUAGCGGCAUUGAUGAUCGUCCGGGCAGCGACUCUGCCAAGAGUGGCAUCACUAAUGGCAUAGAGCCAAUCACAAAGCUGAGCGAGGACAAGGCCCCUGAUUCAAACCAUUGGAAGAGAUCAUUGCAAAGCUUCACAGCUGAUGCCGCCAAGAAUCUGUCUGUCCCUGUGCGCCGAGAUCCUAAUGCACCUCGACCACCGGCGCCCGUUCCGAUGCUCAAGAUUGGCGAUGAGACGCCCACCUCGGCGGACGAGCCGCUUGUCGACGAAAUCGCGUCGUGCCUGCGAGAGUGGCACUCGAAAUAUUUACACGAGCUGCUCCUUUCUCGACAGUAUGCAAAACUUGACAAGCUGUCACAACUUGUUACCUCUCUCAAUCUCCAUCGCCAACAAUUUCUCUAUAAUGUUCUUACCGCGCACGAAUACGACAGAUUGCGAGAGCAAACCGUCUGGGACCUCGUCGCAGUCAAUAAGCUUUGUGGUGGGGAGGUGGUUGUACGAGAUCCGGCAUCUCGCGGCAGAGUCUUGACGGCCGAUGACUCGAUUGUUGAUGUUACCAAGCUUCAGUCGGUUAUGAGCUUGCUGGACGAGCCUCCCCAGGCCACAGUCGAGCUGACGAGCUUGAACCACUUAUUGCUAGACUUGAAAGGCUUUGCUGGAAGUUCCACUGAGGAGACGACGCUUGUAGCUUACCUUGUUAGCAAACCUCAGUAUGGAAAGGGGGUCAACCUGUCCGAAUGUUUCAGCAUUGAGAUCCCGGCAGGCGGCUCGAUCAGUGGUCUUGCACAAAACACCAGCACAAAGACGCUAUUCACAGAUCUCUCAGCCCAUGAUAUUGGCGAUGCACCGUCCGCUGAUUCCGAGCUAUACCUCGUUGUCAAGGUGUUGGGAUCACAGCAAAUCUUUAUUCCCCAACCAUUGUCCCGUUCCGGCACUGACAGCAGCUUUACACGAGACAAUGUAAAGACCCCUCCGGCGAGUUCAGGGAAAGCUUCUAGGAGAAGUAUGAUGUGGGGAAGCAAAACUUCACGAUCUGCCUUUUCCCGAGGGCAUACGAUGAAGAUGGAUUCUGUGUCAGAGGUACAGGAGGGGAGAUCGUCUACGACUCGCUUGGAUAGUCAAGACGGGAAUAGUCACCCACCAAGCACUGCUGGAUCUAAAAGUACUGUUGCAAGCGUUCAUGAGUCUGGACAGCGUGUUGAGCGUACGAUUGGUGUAGGGGUUUUGAAACUCAACUCCAUUAUGAAACAAGCAGAAGAAGUCGAGCAGGUUGUUAACAUUUGGUCGCCAUCGCUUGGAUACUCAAACGAUAGGGAAGCGGCUGAGGAGUUUGAUUCCUUGAUUCGAGAGCUGAUUACCAGUGCUUCCGGGCAAUACGAGAAAUCGAGAAGCGGCGAGCGACUGCAAGUCUCUCUGAGGAAAUUCCACCACCCUGAUGCGGAUGAACUAAUCAAAGCUACGCCUACGAUUCUGUCUGGCGUAUCGAAGACGAACAGGAUUGGCUUUGCUGCCGCGCCGACCAAGUCAAGAUCGGACAUCUACCUCACGCUCAAUAUCGCCGCUUUGGCGAAGCAACAUCUCAUAUCAAGAUAUGCAGGCAGCGCAAUCAACCUCCCCAGCACGGUUAGCGGAGCGAACCUGCAAGUCACCCUGGAAGUCCGUCAGUCUACCGGCGAACGAUUCGAGCGAUGCAUCUUCACAUCUUCUAACACCGAAGCGCUCACCACUUUUAAAUCUUGUUCUGUGGAAAGAGGUGAAGCCUGGAAUCAGACGCUCCGCCUAUCACUCCAGCCGAGCGAUGUAAUGAAUGCUCAUGUGGUCAUGUUUUUGUCAGACAUGCCAAACCCUCCAUUUGCAGUUGCGCACAUGCCGCUUUGGGAGGACCAAGCCUUCAUUCGCGAUGGGCCCCAUGGCCUGCUGCUCUAUAAAAUAGACGAAUUUACCUCGACCGCACAGGCAGGACCAACUGGGAAGGGCGGAUAUCUCUCUACCCCUUGGGCGCCGCGAGGCAAAGAUGACCGAUCAGUUGACGUUACGGGGCCGCUCGCCGUGAUGUUUGUUGAUACCUACCUCUGCAGCACGCGAUUUUCUCAGGAUAGAGUUAUCCUUGGACUUCUCAAGUGGAAAGACCUACCAAAGGAUGAAAUCCCUUCCAUUCUGAGACAGCUGAUCUUUGUCUCGGAAAUUGAGGUCGUGAAGCUUCUCAGCGACGUUCUGGAUGGGCUCUUUGGAAUCCUGGUGGAGCAUACUGGGAAUGACGAGUAUGAAGACCUGGUUUUCACUGCAAUGGUCAGGGUGCUUGGAAUCGUGCACGAUCGGCGAUUCAAUCUGAGCCCCUUGGUUGACCAUUAUGCGGAAACUCAAUUCAAUUACCCCUUUGCUACUCCUUGUCUGAUACGAUCAUUCACUCGACUCCUCAAACGCCCCACGGAACCCGAGACAGCCCGUAAGCUGCGUGCGACUUUCAAAGUCAUGAGACACAUUCUGAAAUUCAUCACUCAAUCUCGCGGGCAGCAAAAGGCGAAGGAAGCUGGAAUAGGAAUCAAUUCCUCCGCUCAAGGAUUUACUAGGAGCCUUCGAAGUAUCUUCAAGGCGCUUGACGCCAUGAUGCGAAACUCGGCACCUGCAUUGGUGGGUAGUCAGACGCUGGCUGUGCAGCACUUCCACACUUGGCUACCAGAGCUCACUGGCCUCUUGACAACAGAAGAGAUCCUGCACAUUGCCAUUGAUUUUAUGGACUCAUGCAAAGACGUCAAGGGCAAGCUCAUCAUUUACAAACUUUGCCUCAUCAUCAACUACUCGAAGCUAGAUAUAUUUGCUCAUCCAGAGCAGAAAUCAGCCCUCAGCACCAAUACCGUACGAUGGAUCUCUCCUCAUUGGGGACACGCUGAAGAGGUCAAUGACCAAUGGCGAGAGCAGAUUCGCCUGUGCUGUUCUAUUCUUGCCAGCCAGAUUGACUACCUGGGCCCAGAAAUCCCCGACCACGUACCUAAUAUUGUCGAUUCAUAUCUAUCGAUUCUUGCCUCGCCGCAAAAGCCUAGGAAUAAGCUCUCGCUUCUAUUCCCCUCAUCCUACCCUUUCCCCACAAAAGCAAUAGAUGAAGACCUCUCCUUUGACGAAGCUCUAACUGAGCUAUCUGCUAUUCUUGCUGCCUUGUCGAAUUCUCCAUUGGGCAUGCAGCUUGAGCUGGCCUCUGAAGACGACUUGACAACCAUUUUGGAGAACCUUCUCAAGGUGCAGAUGAGCAUUUUGACAGGCGAAGCGUUCCCAAGUGGAUGGCUAAGUGUGCACAUCUAUCAUCACAAAUCAACGAUGCGAAUAUUGCAAUACUUGGCUGGCAUCCUCUUGGAUUCUUGCCUGCCUGACCCUGACGAGGCAGAAUCAUUCAACACCGAGCUCUGGAAGCUCUUCUUCACAACUUUGCUGAAGCUUGUAGGAAGCUCGUCACUUGCUCUGGAGACUUUUCCUGAGCAGAAAAGGAGAGCGGUGUGGAAGAUUGCCGGCGAUGUGCGGGAACAUGGAGCUGACCUCUUACGGAGGAUGUGGGAGGCCAUCGGGUGGGAAACCACACCGGAUGAACGUGAGAGGUACGGACUUAGCAACAUUGGCGGAUACCAAGUGCAGUAUGUGCCAACUCUGGUUGGCCCAAUCGUGGGUCUCUGUCUCAGUGUCCAUGAAGGUCUCCGUACAAUGGCCGUUGAAGUCUUACAGACUAUGAUUGUAAGCGAGUGGACGUUGAGUGAAGACUUAUCUGUGAUUCAGACAGAACUCAUCGACUCGCUGGAUGCUUACUUCAAAUCAAAUCCUCUUACAGAGAGCAUUCUCCAGAAACUAUUCAUAACUGAACUUCUGGAACGAUUCCAACCUCUCUCAGAAAUUGAGGAUGAGCCUCUCUACGCAGCUCUGCGAGACCUUAUUGGCACCCUAGACGAGUUCUUGGAUCUACUAGUGGCUGUGCAUAGCGGCGGCGAUGGCAGCGGAGAGGCCUCUAACAUUAUCAACCGGCUUCGACUAAUGGAGUUCCUGCGCGAUAUGCAGAAGGAAGACAUCUUCAUCCGCUAUGUCCACCAAUUGGCAAAGCUACAGGCCGAGUCUAGGAACCAUACAGAGGCUGGUCUAGCCCUACGUCUUCACGCUGAUUUGUAUGAAUGGGAUCCGAUUGGGCAGGUCCCAGCACUGGCUGAACCAGAAUUUCCGGCGCAGUCUCCAUUCGAACGCAAAGAAAAAAUCUAUUUUGACAUGAUCAAACAUUUUGAGGACGGAGAAUCUUGGAGCAAUGCCCUGACCGCAUACAAGGAGCUCCAAGUCCAAUACGAAACCAACAUAUACGAUUUUGCCAAGCUAGCCAGAACAGGGCGAGCGAUUGCAACGAUAUAUGAGAGCAUUUCCAAGAGUGAGAAGAUUACUCCAAAAUAUUAUAAAGUGGUCUUCAAGGGACUCGGUUUUCCUACUUCAAUACGAGAUAAAGAGUUCGUUUAUGAGGGAUCACCCUCUGAACGAGCCUCAGCCUUUACAGACCGUAUGCAAGAGCAGUACCCAUCAGCUCAGAUCAUCACGGGUGGUGAUGUUGAUGAGAUGGAAGGUCAAUUUUUGGUUGUUUCUGCUCUCACACCGCAUCGGGACCUUUCACAUCAACUAUACCAGCGACUCCGCGUGCCGCACAUUAUUCGCGACUUUUUAUUAUCUUCUCACCCUCAGACUUUCUCUGUUACUACCAAGAGGAACACUUCUGGGCCGGUACAGGAGCAUUACGCAGAGAAGCUGGUUUUCACGGCUUCUGAGCCAUUCCCCACACUCUUACGCCGGAGUGAGAUUGUCGAAACUCGUGAAGUCAGGCUUACUGCUCAUGAAACCGCCUUGGAGCGCAUUUCUAGGAAGACGCACGAGAUGACUCUCUUGGAACGACGACUGGCGGAUGGCGAUGACAAGGUUGCGCAGCAGCUCGCAGAUGCUGUUAGCGUUUCAGUUAGCCCAGUUUCAGAGAAUAGCGUUGUGCAGUAUCGCAAGCUGCUUCCUGAGCCACAGAGUGCCGAAGAGGGAGCGGAUGGAGACGAUGACGAUGACGAUGACGAGGAAGAAGACGACGACGACGAGGUUGAGCUCGAUCCCCAAGAAACCGCAAUCAAGAUGACCCUGGUGGAUCAUGCCAUGAUGCUCAAGAGAUGCUUAACUCUCUUUGCUCGAAACAAGAACGAAGCCAUUUCCCGUAAAUAUUCAGAGCUUCAAGGCUAUUUCGAGGCGACGUUUGCACCAGAGAUUGCUCUGUUUGCCCCGCCGCAACCAGUCCGAGAACCCGUUCCAACACCGUCUCCCACCUGGCGAGGAUCAACGCCAGGAGGCGACAAGGGCCCGCAGUGGACAAGCAUUGCCGUCCCCGUGAAUGGAGUGAAAGCUGAAGAGGCAACGGUCAUUCGACAAAUCACCCCUCGACAACGCGGUGCCGCGCGACUGAGCUUCCUCGGCGGAAAGAAGAAAGAAUUCAGCCCCGGCCAGGAGGGGGCUGAUCAAGUCAACGGCAACGGAGGCGACGUUAAAGCCCACACGCGCGGCCUCAGUAAGGACAGUGCUCUACACAACAUGUCUCGAUCCCCGGUUGUGGACCAAGAGGCUGCUGGGGACAAGCGAGGUGUCAGCCUGGACCUGCUCUCUAGAAAUGGUGAUGAGGCUGAGGCAAAGAAAAACAAAAGCGUUCGGAAGAGGUUCAGCCUUCUUAAGCUUGGCAUGAAGCACAGCAAGACUGGAGCUAUGAUGGGGAGCCUAGACGAAGAAUAA
Trichoderma atroviride IMI 206040 is the source of this 6075-nucleotide messenger RNA. RefSeq lists its product as uncharacterized. Gene Ontology annotation, biological process: small GTPase-mediated signal transduction. The record is from RefSeq and is a predicted model, not a curated record. Gene Ontology annotation, molecular function: small GTPase binding; guanyl-nucleotide exchange factor activity. Lineage: Eukaryota; Fungi; Ascomycota; Sordariomycetes; Hypocreales; Hypocreaceae. Gene Ontology annotation, cellular component: plasma membrane; cytoplasm.